Molecule: messenger RNA, 642 nt
Organism: Acomys russatus (golden spiny mouse)
Lineage: Eukaryota; Metazoa; Chordata; Mammalia; Rodentia; Muridae
Exons: 4
Coding region: 1-642 (213 amino acids)
Molecular function (GO): nucleic acid binding
Source: RefSeq, a predicted model, not a curated record
AUGGGAACAGCCAACAACACUCCUUCAGACAUACAACUCUUUGGUAAAGAGAAGUUAAGAAGUUACUCCCAGCUUGACAUGUGUCACACAUUUGACCUUCUCUCAAACCUUCACAAGUUGCUCCCAAAUCAUAUGGUGGAAGUGCUUCAUUCGUACAGAAGUGAAGAGGACAAAACCAAAUGUGAGAAUUCUGAAUUCUCUGGCUUGGAAAAGAUCUUAGCAAGACAUCAGUUGCCAAAGGAGGUUAGUCUGACUCCAAAGCCAAGCAAAGUACCCUUGUGGAGAAGAAAAAUCAUCAACAAUAUAAGUGGCAACUGGAAGAAAUAUCAUAUGUGGAAGAAAAACACAUAUGAGCCUCCCAUGUGCACCAUCGUCAUCAGGUGGGCAAAAAAGAACAUGGGACCCACGGCAGACCUCAAGUCGGUGAUCCAAAGACUGUCAGAGUUUGGACCAAUUACCUCAGUCACUCCGUGUGGACGACAAAGUGCUAUUGUGGUGUUCAAAGAUAUGACCUCAGCUUGCAAGGCUGUGAAUGCUUUUCACCGCAUCUCAGUAGGCACAAUGUUGCAGUGCUCAUGGAAGCAGCGAUUCAUGUCAAAAACUAAAUCUUGGUCAAGAAAAUGUACUUCAAGAACAAAAUAA